This is a messenger RNA of Daucus carota subsp. sativus, 2327 nucleotides long. Its product is annotated as rhamnogalacturonan I rhamnosyltransferase 1. The coding region runs from base 479 to 2002 and encodes 507 amino acids. The transcript has 8 exons. The record is from RefSeq and is a predicted model, not a curated record. Lineage: Eukaryota; Viridiplantae; Streptophyta; Magnoliopsida; Apiales; Apiaceae. Gene Ontology annotation, cellular component: cytoplasm.
ACUCUAAAAGCUUCACUCGCACUUUUACCUCAACUGUUUAAAGUGUUUUCACUUUUACCUACUGUUUUUCAGUUUUCGAGGCGAUUUGCAUAUACAGAAUUUAAUACUGUGUGUGUGUGUGUAAUGUUUGACUUUUAGAUUCGUCUUGAUUUGAGGCAAAGAGUAUAUGUGAUUUGUUUAAUCAGUGAGGCAACUACUCUGGAGUUUCUAUCUUGUACUACAUUAACUAUUAUUUAAUUCAAAUGUGUGUAACUAAUUAUAUAUUUUAAUGUUUGAAUUUGUGAUUCAGUCUUGAUUUCUGCUAUAUUUAUGAUGAAUUUAAUUGGAUCAAGCUACUUUUCAGGAGUUUAAAUUCGCAUUAAUUUAAUAUAUUUCAAAUUUAUCAGUUUAGUCUACAUAUUUAGGCAUUAGGUUAACUUUUUGAUGUGUGUUGAGGUGUAUGUUUGUUGAUUUCAAUUUUGUGAAGUGAUUUGUCGAGAUGUGUAAAUUAGAUGAAAAGAGGGAAGAGAAAGAGAAGGAGAGGAGAAUUAUUAUGAAGUUUGUUGGUGAAAUUCAUGAAGAAAGACAGAAUUUGAUGAUUUCUCAUGCUCGAACGUUACUGUGGAUUGUUCGAGGAAUGACAACGUUGUUGCUUUGGAGUUUUGUUAUUCGGUUGUUGACAAUGGGGGAGGUUUGGGGUCCGAGAUUGUUGAAGACUUGGCCUUCUUGUUUUACUCCAAAUAUGAGUGAUCAGGUUGAGGUUUUGCAUGUGCAUCCGAAUGUUUAUUAUCCGCCUAAGAGAGUGUAUAAAAACAAUGGGUAUCUUAUGGUUUCUUGCAAUGGAGGACUCAAUCAAAUGCGAGGAGCAAUCUGCGACAUGGUUGCUAUUGCAAGAUAUCUGAAUGUCACACUUAUUGUUCCAGAGCUAGAUAAAAGUUCAUUUUGGGCAGAUUCAAGUGAGUUCAAGGACAUAUUUGAUGUUAAUCAUUUCAUUACCUCCUUGAGAAGUGAGGUACGAAUUUUAAAAGAGUUGCCACCACGGCUUAAGAGAAGAGUGGAUCUUGGAAUGUUCUACUCAUUACCGCCUGUUAGUUGGUCCAACAAUUCCUACUAUCAGCAUAAGAUCCUUCCUUUAUUGAAAAGGUACAAAGUCGUGCAUUUGAAUAGAACCGAUGCUCGACUUGCAAAUAAUGGGUUGCCACUAGAGAUUCAGAAGUUGCGGUGCAGAGUUAAUUUUAGUGCUCUGAGGUUCACACCCCAAAUUGAGGAGCUGGGUAGGAAAGUUGUCAGCAUCUUAAGGCAAAAUGGCCCUUUUGUAGUCCUCCAUCUCAGAUAUGAGAUGGAUAUGUUGGCUUUCUCUGGCUGCAGUCAUGGUUGCAACAGUGAGGAAGUCAAAGAACUAGCAAGAAUGAGAUAUGCUUAUCCAUGGUGGAAAGAAAAAGAUAUAAAUUCAGACUUGAAAAGAAAAGAAGGCUUGUGUCCUUUGACACCUGAAGAAACUGCUCUAGUGUUAACUGCUUUGGGAAUCGAUCGUGAUGUUCAAAUUUAUAUUGCCGCUGGGGAAAUUUAUGGUGGAGAACGGAGAAUGGCAAACUUGGCAGCUGCUUUCCCAAAUUUGGUUAGAAAGGAGAAACUGCUGGAUCCUUCAGAAUUGGGGUAUUUCCGGAAUCACUCAUCACAAAUGGCCGCUCUGGAUUAUCUAGUUUCCUUGGAGAGUGACAUAUUUGUACCUACAUAUGAUGGAAAUAUGGCUAAAGUUGUUGAAGGUCAUAGAAGAUAUUUGGGAUACAAGAAAACUAUUUCAUUGGACAGAAAGCUUAUAGUUGAUCUGGUUGAUCAUUAUCGCACUGGAUCGUUAAGCUGGGAUGAAUUUGCUUAUACAGUGAAGGAGGCACAUGUAGAUCGUAUGGGGAGCCCAAGAGAGAGACUCGUGGUCCCUGAAAGACCAAAAGAAGAAGACUAUUUCUAUGCCAAUCCACAUGAGUGUUUGCAAUCCUUGGUUAAGCCUUUUAGGUACACAUGAUCGCUCUGUCAUUAUACAAAACUAGUUUUGAUAUAUAUACACUGCUCGUGUAUAGUCGUAGAGAAACAAUCAGACUUAGUGGUUACUGCAUGCUCAAAUUCGUUGAGUUUUUGGCUGGAGGGCAUGUCCCAGCAAGUUCUUUAAAGCAAAUUCGCUAUAAUUAUAUGUAAUGAUUUACACUAUAACUGUCAUUAUUCAAAUUCCUGUACAGAGAAUAAACAAAAUCCAGUUUUAGUUGCAAUUUAUGUACGCUUGUCAAUUGUCAAAAGUUUCUUGGUGUGUCUGAUCCAACAAGACCAAGUACAUAGAUUCAAGUGUUUGUCAA